This is a messenger RNA of Chrysemys picta bellii (western painted turtle), 1540 nucleotides long. RefSeq names its product olfactory receptor 10S1-like. Gene Ontology annotation, molecular function: G protein-coupled receptor activity; olfactory receptor activity. The record is from RefSeq and is a predicted model, not a curated record. Gene Ontology annotation, cellular component: membrane. Lineage: Eukaryota; Metazoa; Chordata; Testudines; Emydidae. Gene Ontology annotation, biological process: G protein-coupled receptor signaling pathway.
CUCCCUCGGAGGGGUGUUGUGAAGAUAAAUACAUUUAAAAAUCUGAGGUGCUGAGAUGCAACAGUCAUGGGGUCUAGAUAGAUACCGGAGGAGAUGCAUAAUUCACUCUGUUCUAGCUGUUGUUGCUCUGCAUAGGGGCGGAGCAGAUGGAGCCAGGAAACCAAACGCCGGUGACAGAAUUCAUCCUGGAGGGAUUCCCGAACACCAGGGAGAUUUCCUCUCUCUUCUUCCUCCUCUUCCUCCUCCUCUACUUGCUCACCCUGCUGGGCAACGCCCUCACCCUGCUGACUGUGCUCUGCGAUGCCCGACUCCACGCCCUGCCCAUGUACUGCUUCCUCGGCCACCUCUCCUUCCUUGACGCCUGCCUCUCCUCCGUCACCCUGCCCAAGAUCCUGGCUGGCUUGGCGGGGCCCAGCGGCAGGACCAUCUCCUUCGGCGGCUGCGUGGUGCAGCUCUACGCCUUCCAUUUCCUGGCCAGCACCGAGUGCUUCCUCUACACGGUGAUGGCCUACGACCGCUUCCUGGCCAUCUGCCACCCCCUGCGUUACAGCGUGGUGAUGAGCAGAAGGGCCUGCGUGGGGCUGGCAGCCGGCACCUGGCUCACCGGCUCGCUCCAUGCCACGAUCCACACCACUCUGACCUUCCGCCUGCCCUACUGUGGCCCCAACCGGGUGGAAUACUUCAUCUGCGACAUCCCCGCCAUGCUGAAGCUGGCCUGCGCCGACACGGCCGCCAACCGAGCCGUCAUUCUGGCCAACAUCGGGACGGUGUCAGCUGGCUGCUUCCUGCUGAUCAGCGUUUCCUACGCCUACAUCGCGUCUGCCAUCCUGAAGAUCCGCACAGCCCAGGGGAGGCUGCGGGCCUUCUCCACCUGCAGCGCCCACCUCAGCCUGGUGCUGCUGUUCUAUGCCCCACUGCUGUUUGUAUACGUGCGCUCCUAUUCGAGUCACACAUCCGACGGGGCAGUGGCCAUGUUCUACAUCAUGUUCACCUCCCUUUUGAAUCCUUUCAUAUACGUGCUGAGGAACAAGGAGAUGAAAAAGGCCCUGAGGCGACUGGCUUAUGGACAAGCGCUGUCCCUGAAGCUGAAACUUUCAAAGAAUCCUGAGAGAGAUAAACGCUGAAUUUCCAUAGGGUGUCCAAUUCCUUUAGCCACCUUUGAGAAUUCCAGCUGAGUGUCUGUUUAUCGGAGCGAGACAAGGUGGGCGAGCAAGGUAAUAUCUUAUCCUGGAGCAACAUCUGUUGGUGCAGGGGACAACAAGCCUUUGACUUCUGAGUUUCACAGUCUCACAGAGCUGUUCCUCAGCUCUGAAGAAGGUAACCAGAGUGUCACAGCUAAAGAUCAGGAAGGGAUGGAUUGUUAAGCAUAAGGGGUCACACAUGCAGGACACCACUUAAAAUGCAAUGUUGGGCAAUUAACGUCUCUGCAGUUGUAGGACAAACCAGGGUUAGCAGACAACAGAGUUUUACAAAUUGUUGUCAUGAGCCAUAUAACCAGUGUCUCUAAGUCCCUGGUUUUUAGUGUCCAGCAGCGUUAUGA